AUGUCAUCUACUGGAGCAGAGAAAUCUACUACGUCGGCGACGAACAGAUCGCAUAACCAGGGUCGUCAAGAUCGAAGUUAUACACCAGCUCAAAUGGCUGCCGUCACUCGAGUACGGAAAUGUAGGCAUACCGAUUAUUAUGCCAUUUUAGAUAUAGAGUCACCAUCUUCUGAUAGUGAAGUACGAAAGUCAUACAGAAAGCUCGCGUUGAUAAUGCACCCAGACAAGAAUGGAGCUCCCGGAGCAGAUGAAGCUUUUAAACUUGUAUCCAAGGCAUUCCAAGUUCUAUCGGAUCCUGAUAAAAAGCGUAUCUUUGAUCAGACCGGUGCAGACCCUGAUAGCCGUGGUGGAGGUGGAGGAGGAGGAUUUGGUGGAGGUGCUGGUUCCCGAGCUGCUGCUAGUGGAUUUGCUGGAGGGUCACCAUUUGGUGCAGAUAUUUCACCAGAUGAUUUAUUUAACAUGUUCUUUGGUGGUGGUUUUGGUGGAGCUGGCGGUGCAGGAGGUGGAUUCCAACAGUUUGGUGGAUUUGGUGGCCCGGGUAUAAGAGUACAUACUUUCGGAGGCGGUAGUUCUCCAUUUGCUGCAUUCCAGCAAGGAGCUGGUACAAGGAGGCAGGCUGGUACUGGCACCACUCGUCAACAACAACAAGAACCAUUCUCAAUUAGACAGCUGUUUGAAUUGUUACCACUAAUGCUGCUAUUUUUUGUGCCAGUUCUUUUCUCACUAUUUGGAGACUCAUCUUCAUCGACCGGACUUCGAACUCCCAGGUACGAAUUUAAGAGCGUUCCUCCAUAUACUCUAGAACGAACUACUCCAUUGCAUCAUAUUCCAUACUAUGUCAAGCCGGAAGACGUUACCCAAUUGCCUGAACGCAAGUUGCGUCAAUUGGACCGUCAGGCAGAGGUUUCAUAUGUUCAGGCUCUUAAGAACAGAUGUUACCACGAAUAUGAAAAUAAGCAGCAAAAAAUUUCGGACGCCAAGGGCUGGUUUUUCGUCGACACUGAUGCAUAUAACGAAGCCAUUCAGAUCCCAUUACCCAGUUGUGACAGACUGGACACAUUAGGUGUCGCUUAUAAUAGGUAG
Sugiyamaella lignohabitans is the source of this 1083-nucleotide messenger RNA. RefSeq names its product Hlj1p (gene HLJ1). Gene Ontology annotation, cellular component: endoplasmic reticulum membrane. Lineage: Eukaryota; Fungi; Ascomycota; Dipodascomycetes; Dipodascales; Trichomonascaceae. Gene Ontology annotation, molecular function: Hsp70 protein binding. The record is from RefSeq and is a predicted model, not a curated record. Bases 1 to 1083 code for a protein of 360 amino acids. The transcript has a single exon. Gene Ontology annotation, biological process: cellular response to misfolded protein.